AUGGUUUUUAAGCCAUUCACUCAUCUCGCGCGUCAGACUUUCUCCAAGACCUUUGUCCACGGCUACGCCCAGUCUGUCGUUGCCGCCUCUCAAUCCUCAUACGCUCCCUCAGCUUCCUCCCUAAAUCAGAUCACAUCAAUCCCACAGACUGUAAAGUUCACUCGCACUGCACAGCUCCAGAACGCUUUCCAGAAUGCUUCUGGCUCUUCGUCCAGCGCCGGUGGUGCAAAGGCCGGCCACACUGCUACCGGCACUACCAACGGUGACUCCGGUCUAGCCGCAUACUACGCCGCCUGGCAGCAUGCUCAGCAGACCGGGGACGACAGCGACUGGAAGCAGUUCCAGUUCACCAAGCGCAUUGGCUGGAAGCCGACCAAGGAAGGGAAGGAAACCUUAGAGGACUCGGAUGUUGAUCAGCUCGCUGCCUCUGUCUCGAGGGCACGGAGUCGCAGUGAAGUUCGCUCCUCGAGGAAAGUUGAGAGUGCUCCAGUGGAUAAGGAUGUCAGUGCAAAGGUUGACGAGGCCGUUGCCAGAGAGAUCCGAGAGAUCCAGGAGGCACACGCUCUCGCCGAGUCUGAACAUCACUCUUCGGCCAUCGAGUCCGGAAGUGAAGUUUUCGAUGUCGAGAGUGGUGACCAAUCCCACCAGACCCCGGCUUCCUCUGUUCAAGGGGCCACCAUCGUCUCCCCCAGAACCCCAGUCAACGAUCACUCCAUUUACGAGAAAAAACGGAGUGAGUCUCGGUCCGAUGGAGUCGUCAAGUUGGCCAAGGAUGGAGAUCACGCUCAGGUCCCAGCAGCUUUCGAGAGCCUCUUGAGGGACGGUGUCAAACCCACGGCGGCCGCUUACAAUGCCCUUCUUGAGGCUGCCAUCCACCUUCACCCAGAGACGCACAAUGCCGUCCCCAAGGCUCUCGAUGUUUAUUCUGACAUGCUUCGUCGAAAUGUUAUGCCUGAUGAGAACACGUACAAAAUCAUUGUCCAACUCUUGUCUACCCGCUCCUUGGACUGCCUUCGUAUGGCCAAGGACCUAGAGCAAUCUCGAGUACGAUUCGGUGGUAUGGAAGAGCCUGGCAAAUUCAUCUUCCAAUCUAGCGAAGUCGAGCGCGAGCUCUUGGCCGAGGACCAUUCUUUCCCUAUCGCCCUCAAGCUGUUCAAUGUUGCUACCACCCGACACCCCGAAAUCGCCUUCCCGCUCCCCGUCUACCGCUCCCUCCUGACUGCCUGUGCUAUGCAGGGGGAUAUCGACCAGAUGAUUGAGAUCUUCGCACACAUGGAGGCCAACAAGGUCGCCCCUCACGCUGCUAUGUUCCCACCCAUGGUCGACACUUUCUCUAUGAAAGGCGAUUUCAAGAGCGCGGUCGAAUGUUACAAUGAGUACAAAACUUUAGCUAUUGCUGACAAUAACGGAAACUUUGCCAUCGUCGAACGCCAGGACGCUGAAGUGUACGCCUCUGUCAUCAAGGCUUACUUAUCCUGUGGUAAGACAGACGGGGCCCGCCGCUUCUUCGACAAGAUCCGUGCUUCCUUUGACGGUGUGGAGAAACAGGCGGAACGUCUCCAGGCAGUUGAAGAGGUGAUCGUCAAGGAUGGAUUUGUUCAACACUCCCUCGACAACCGUAACUAUGCUUCAGCCUUGCAAAUUGCCCAGACCCAGCUGCAGGGCCAGGCCCUGACAGAUGCAGCGUUAAAUAUCUGCGUUGCGGCAGCCGAUGCCAAUGACGUCUCCACCGCUACUAGUGCGUACAGUCUCCUGACCACGGAUGCUGCCACUUCCGUCGAGCCAGCUAUCGCUAUGCUCGCCCUCCACAUCCGUCAGGGUAGCCUUGACAUGGCCAAGCCCUUCUGGGACGUCCUGUCUUCGUGCUCUCGUGUCACUGCAAGCUUUAUUCAGCCUGUAGCCAUGUAUACCAUUGCAUUGCUGAAGAGCGGUCAGAUUGAGGAGGGUCUCAUGGAAGCCCGAAGCAUGUUCUCGCGCAUCCGAAGUACUAACUCUAGCUCUGCAACUAACGAUCACAAGCAGCGGGUCCGGGAGGAGAUUGAUGAAGCCGUUGACUUGCUUGGCCGUGUGCUUAUUCAGGCUGCUGCGCCGCUCUCACCUCAUUCCGCCAUGACGCUGAUGUGGUGCAUGGUUGAAAACGGUGGCCUCGUCUCGCCUGUUGCUGAGUAUGUUGUAGCUAGCCUCGGGCCAAUGGGAAUAUCCCACUUGACCGCUAGAGACCUUACUCUCGCCAUGCAGGCACAGGCUGGCAUUCUAGUCAAUGGUUCUACUCUGUUUGAUGCUGCACAUCCGCUCCGAUUUGUGCACAUGCUAGAGGUUGCAAUGAAUGCCGGCCUUCGCCUGGAUGACUACACCAAGCAGCUUCUGGACCAAGGUGUUACAAAGUUGGGAGAUGUCCGUCCAGAUAUCGUGCAGAAAUGGCACCAUUAUAUCCAUGGAAGUGCUCCCACAUUCACCACUCCAUCGUACAAUGCACCUGCCCCUGCCGCACCCCAAGCUCAGCCUGAGCCAUCUCCAGGACUAAAGCCAGCCAGGCCGGAGGACUCGUUUGACCCAUACGCUCACUCUACCGACUUCAGAGGCUCAUCGAUUAUCGCAGAGCUGCUUGAGUCUCCACGUGGACGCAUCGAAGACCAUCUCAACAAUGCCAUGGUCAAGUUUAAGAACAUGCGCCGAAUUGGCCGACAUCCCCGUUAUAUUACCUACGCCAAACUGAUUACUGCUGCCGCCAAGUGCGGACGCAUGAACAUGGUACAUGAGAUUCUGGGUAUGGCUAAACAUGAUGUUCCGCUGAUGCUACAGUACAGCGCUGUCAAGUAUGGCUGGACCUCUAUCCUGGAUGCCAUGGUUGCUGCCUGCCUCACCACUGGUGAGCGUAACCUGGCUGCCAAGUACCACCAGGAACUCUUGAACAUGGGUUCUGCUCCAUCUGCCAACACUUUUGGUCUUUACAUCACAACUCUCAAGGAGUCGACUAAGACAUUCGAUGAGGCCACCGAGGCGGUGAAGAUAUUCCAUCGCGCUACCUCUGAGGGGGUUGAGCCAACCUCAUUCCUUUACAAUGCCCUCAUUGGCAAAUUAGGAAAAGCUCGCCGCAUUGAUGACUGCUUGCUCUACUUCGCCGAGAUGCGUGCAAAUAACGUUCGACCCACCAGCGUCACUUAUGGAACUAUUGUCAAUGCACUAUGCCGUGUAAGUGACGAACGUUUUGCUGAAGAAAUGUUCGAUGAAAUGGAGUCAAUGCCAAAUUAUAAGCCUCGCCCAGCCCCUUACAACUCCAUCAUCCAGUACUUCCUCAACACCAAGCGUGACCGCUCCAAGGUGCUAGCAUACUACGAGCGCAUGAAAUCCAAGGACAUCCAGCCCACAAUGCACACCUACAAGCUUCUUAUCGAUGCCUAUGCUUCGCUCGAGCCCGUCAACAUGGCUGCUGCCACCGAGGUUCUGGAUUCCAUCCGUGCUUCCGGUCAGCUUCCUGAAGCCGUGCACUACGCUUCCCUCAUCCAUGCUCGGGGAUGCGUCCUUCACGACAUGGCCGGGGCCCGGGAAGCCUUCGAUUCUGCCCUCGCCCAACCUCACCUUCGCCCACAAGCAUGUCUUUACCAGGCCCUGUUCGAGUCAAUGGUGGCUAACCAUCAAGUCUCCGAUACUCCUGCCAUGCUAGCUGACAUGGCUGCCAACAAGGUUGCUAUGACUGCCUACAUUGCAAACACCCUCAUUCACGGGUGGGCUGCGGUAGGCAACGUCCGCAAUGCCAAAGCUGUGUACGAUGGCGUGGGAAUUGAAAAACGUGAGCCAAGCACAUACGAGGCUAUGACAAGGGCAUUCUUGGCUGCCGAAGAUCAUGCCGGCGCUGAUAGCGUGGUGCGUGAGAUGAUGUCUCGCGGCUAUCCUUCCGCAGUCACCGGGAAGGUGUUGGAUUUGGUCAAUGGUGGACAGUCAGCAUAGGCACAAUCCAUCUAAACCAGCCUUGUGUGAUGCAACGAAACAUAUACCC
This is a messenger RNA of Microsporum canis CBS 113480, 3997 nucleotides long. Its product is annotated as pentatricopeptide repeat protein. The record is from RefSeq and is a predicted model, not a curated record. Lineage: Eukaryota; Fungi; Ascomycota; Eurotiomycetes; Onygenales; Arthrodermataceae. Gene Ontology annotation, molecular function: protein binding. The coding region runs from base 1 to 3948 and encodes 1315 amino acids. The transcript has a single exon.